GGGAUAUUUAAAUCAGUUGAACUCUACUGUUUCUUGAUCAAAAUCCACUUGCAUUUGGGAAUAGAAAAAAAGCCAGUUCCUGGGAAUCCUUGAACAAAAUCUCUGCUUGCAAAUUUUCAGCAACACUAAAAGCCCAUUUUGCAGCAAUUCUUUAUGACACUUUUCAUGAGAGACUGUAAAAUACAAUUUCCCCAAAUGAUUAACAAAUCAAUUAUGCUUCUGAGCCUGGUGGUUCUUCAUAGCACAUUUAUAAAUGGAAAAACAACAUGUAAAUGGCAAUUUGUGGAAGAAUGGCAUACACAACCAUUAUCAUAUAUGGUGAAUUGGACACUAACAGAAAACAUCUGCAUGGACUUCUAUGGAGAUUGCUGGUUUGGGGAUGUAAAUACUAAAAUGAACACUUCAGGCAAUCAAGUUGUUCCCCAGAUUUGCCCUUUGCAAAUUCAAUUGGGAGACAUCCUUAUAAUUUCUUCUGAACCAUCUCUUGAAUCUCCAGAAAUAAAUUUGAUGAAUGUUUCUGAAGCAUCAUUCAUUGACUGUCUGCAAAACACCACAACUGAAGAUCAGUUACUUUUUGGUUGCAAACUAAAAGGAAUGCACACUGUUAAUUCUCAGUGGCUGAGUGCUGGAACACAUUAUUUUAUCACAGUAACAGCAAGUGGUCCAUCGUUUUGUCACCUGGGGCUACGGCUAAAUGUGACAGUGAAAGAACAGUUCUGCCAGGAAUCUCUGAGUUCAGAAUUUUGUUCUGGGCAUGGUAAAUGUCUUACUGAGGUUUGGAGCAAGACAUACAGCUGCCAUUGUCAGCCUCCAUUUUCUGGAAAAUAUUGCCAAGAACUUGAUCCAUGUUCUUAUAAACCAUGUGAAAAUAAUGGCAGUUGCAUUAAUAAAAGAGGAAAAUUGAAUAAGCAAGGUUAUGAAUGUAUCUGUUACCCACCAUUUACAGGCAUACAUUGUUCAGAAAUUAUUGGCCAAUGUCAACCACGUAUCUGUUUCCAUGGGAAUUGUGGCAAUAUUACUGCAAGUAGUUUCAUCUGUGAAUGUGAUGAACCAUUUUCAGGUCCAUACUGUGAGAAGUCAAUGAAAUGUUAUAUUUCUCAGUCUUGUUGGAAAGGAGAAAUUUGCCAAAACAAAAGCUCUGCUUACAUUUGUGAAUACCCAGAAGGAUUUUUCAAUCAAAACCAUGAAACUGAUGUCCGUGAGUGUCCCUCAAUACCAUGUCAGAAUGGUACUAACUGUGUUCAUAUUGCAAAUGACACCAUGUACAUCUGUUCACCAAUAUUUACAGGCAAGCUUUGUAAGAGACAACUUCAAACACCACAGGAGUCAUUUCCUUGCAAGGAUAAUACCACAUGUACAAAAUUUGAGAAAGAUUAUCGUUGCAGUUGUUUGCUAGGAUUUACUGGAAAAAACUGUGAGAAAGUAACUGACCACUGUAGACUGCUCAGCAUCAACUGUCUGAAUGAAGGAUGGCAUUUCAAUAUAAGUGGAAGAUUCAGAUAUGUAUGUACUUCAGAGUGCACAAGAUACUCAUGUUGGUUUGUGAAGAAUGUUUGCUUAAUUCAUCUAUACCCCUACUACUGUGGAACUAUCAGCCAUGAUAUUUGCCAAGACAAAGUCCUUCAUCCUCCUCAGUCUAAAUAUGUGUGGCAAGUGGGAUUUAAAGGAUCUGAAGAUGAAAAAUGUGAAGUGGCUGUUGAUGUCUACUUCUUUCUCUCUGAGAACUGGACUGAAGAUGCUGUCUAUGUGAACACAUCUGAAGAUCUCUAUUAUGUAUUUGGGUUUCUAUGUCAAGGAAGAAUGGAGAUGCAUGCAAAUGAAUGCAAUUGUUUGACUGAAGAAGGCAAUAAGGGAUAUUGGUGUCUAUGUAUUCCAAGAUGGCCUGGAAAAACGUCUCUGGAAAAUACAACUGAUUAUCAAGAAAGUGGGUGUCAACAUGAAGCUAUUUAUAAAGAUGAAAUUAAUAGAUCCAGAUGCAGCUGUUCUCUUGGUUACAUGGACCCAUUAUGUAUCCUCAAUGCUGAGGAUUGCUUAGGAAACCAGAGUACAUCAGUGCAUGGCCUCUGCUUGGUCCAUUUGCACAAGUGCAACGGUGGUCUGCAAAGACAUGGAAGAAAUGUCUGUGAAAUAGAAACCAAAGAUUGUAAAUCUGUGCCCUGCAAAAAUGGAGCAGCCAGUAUACAUUUAAGUGGCUAUUUCUUCUGCAAUUGUGUCCCAGGAUCUACAGGCAAUCAAUGUGAAAUAGAUGCAGAUAUGAGUGCUUCAUAUCUGUGCAAGAAGGGAAUCACCUGCAUUGACCAACCUGGUAAUUACUUUGGCCAGUGUGUGGCUCCAUUUAAAGUGGUUAAUGGCUUCUCCUGCUUAUGCAAACCGGGUUUUGCUGGCCUGAGAUGUGAACAGGACACUGAUGACUGCAUCUUGAAUGCCUGUGAGCACAAGUCUACCUUCAAAGAUCUGCAUCUCAGUUACCAGUGUGUGUGCUUAGCUGGUUGGGAAGGAAGUUUUUGUGAACAAGAAUCCAAUGACUGCAAAAUGAAUCCUUGUAAGAAUAAUUCCACCUGUACUGACCUUUACAAUAGCUAUCGCUGUGAGUGUAUACCUGGAUGGACUGGACAAAACUGUAGUGAAGAAAUAAAUGAAUGUGACUCUGACCCAUGCAUGAAUGGAGCUCUUUGUCAUGAGUCUUCCAUUCCUGGGCACUUUGUAUGCCUGUGCCCACCCUUUUAUACUGGAAAAUUUUGCCAUCAACACUAUAACCCCUGUGAUCCACUCAGUGACCCUUGCAGAAACAACUCAACGUGCUUGACUUUGGUUGAUGGAAAUCAUUAUUGUGUGUGUAGAGAAGGAUUUGAGGGUGAACAUUGUGAAAUUAAUGUGAAUGAGUGCUUCUCUCUUCCCUGCCAGAAUUAUGGUGACUGUGAAGAUGGAGUCAACAAUUUCAGAUGUAUUUGCAGACCUGGGUUUUCUGGACCUCUAUGUGAUCUUGAUACAAAUGAGUGUUCUUCUAGACCUUGCAAAAAUAAUGGAACCUGCGUGGAUCUGUCAAACAGAAUUAUGUGCAUUUGUGAGCCAGGUUACCAUGGAUCUCUCUGUGAAUUGGAUAUGAAUGAAUGUGAAAUCUCACCUUGUCUAGAUGGAGAAGAUUGUGUCAGCAGAACUGGUGGAUACAACUGCCUCUGUGCUCCUGGUUAUACAGGCAUCAAUUGUAAUGAAGUAAAUAUAGAUGAAGGUCUAUCAAAGCCCUGUCUCCAUUAUGGAGCUGGCAUUGAUGGCAUCAAUCAUUGUACCUGUGACUGCAAGAGUAGCUUUUCUGGAACACACUGUGAAGCAAAUGCAAAUGAUUGCCUCUCAAAUCCUUGUCUACAUGGAAGAUGCAUAGAUCUCAUUAUUGAAUAUCAAUGUUCAUGUGUUACAGAAUGGACUAGCUCAAGAUGUGAGAUCAAGAUUAAUAACUGUACAUCAACCCCUUCUAUAAAUGAAGACUUCAGUCAGAAAUCAGUCGAUGACUUUACUUGCAUUUGCCCGAGUGGAUACAUUCGUGCAUAUUGUGAAAUACAUAAUGAUGGUUGUGCUGAGCCUGAACUGAAUUUGGUCCUCUGUCUUAAUGGAAGUAUUUGUGUUGAUGGACCUGGACACAUGUUUUACUGCAGAUGUCUUCCUGGAUUUUCUGGAAAAUUUUGUAAAAUUAAUAUAAAUGAAUGUUCUUCAUCACCAUGUCUAAAUGGUGCAAACUGUGGAGAUCACAUCAAUGGAUAUAUUUGCAAACGUCAACAAGGGUGGUCAGGACAUCACUGUGAUAAUGGACUUGAGGAGUGCAUUUCCAAAUUGUGUGUGCAUGGAAUACGCAUAGAAAAUGAACCUGACUUUGGCUCAGAAUGUUUAUGCAUAUCUGGAUUUGUGGCCUGCUCCACUGGGCUUUUUUGUGGUGCUGAAAUAAGCAGAAUUACCUGUUUACCUCUUGUCUCUCAAAGAAUGGAUGUCAUUUCUACACAAACAUAUACAGUAUCUGCUUCUGACACUUCAAUCAGUAGCUUUCCAUCAGCAAGGGCUACAAGACUGUGGACCAUCAUGAAUACUAACUCAGAUGAUCCAGAUUGGACAUAUUAUACAGAUUAUCUGACCUUAACAUCUGAUUUAAAAGAAGAGCUUACAACUUCUUCAGAGUGGCCCAAAUGGGAACUUCAGCCUAGUGUGCGUGAUUGGGAAUCUUCUGCUGCAAGCCAGAGGCUUUCCAUCACUAGAUCGCUUACUUUGUCUUCACUGGAGUUCAUUCCAACACCUCUUCAGCUGACGAUUUCUGACUCCACAGAUUUCAGAUGUAUUUGUUAUUAUGGAGAUUCCUAUCUAGAAUUUCGGAAUGUGUUGUUAAGUCCACAAAGUAACGUAUCACUAGAAUUUCAUACCUUCAACUCCUAUGGACUCCUGCUGUAUAUCAAGCAAGACUCAAAUUCAGUUGAUGAGUUUUUUAUUCAAUUAUUUAUUGAAAAUGGUACUUUAAAGUACCACUUUUUCUGUGCUGGUGAAGCAAAAUUGAAAAGCAUUAAUACUACCAUUAAAGUGGAUGAUGGACAAAAGUAUACACUGUUUAUCAGGCAAGAAUUUGAUCCAUGUAGAGCUGAACUGACUAUUUUAGGAAGGACUAUGAAAACAAGUGAAUCUAUCAAUCACAUAUCUGGAAAACCCUUGCCAGAAUCAGGAUCUGUCUUUAUUGGUGGUUUUCCAUAUCUUCGUGGAACAAACCAGAUUUCUGGGCCAUUGGAGAAUUUUACUGGCUGCAUAGAAGUUAUGGAAAUCAAUAACUGGGAAUCUUUCAUCCCAUCCAAGGCAGUGAAAAAAAUUCACGUUGAAAAUUGCAGAUCCCAGGAUUCCACUCUGUCUACAGUGUCUUCUGUUGCUCCUUCUAGUGCAACAGAAGGGGUUGACUCCACGUGGACCUCCCUCGGCACCCCUCCUGUAGCGCCACCCGUGUGCCAGGAGAACCUGUGUUACAAUGGAGGCACUUGUCAUCCUGUCUCCCUCUCCAGCGGUACCUUCUCAUUCCACUGUGACUGUCCGCUACAUUUUACUGGCCGUUUCUGUGAACAAGGUGCAGGUUUACUUUUUCCAUCUUUCAGUGGAAAUUCCUAUCUAGAAUUACCUUUUUUUAUAACCCUGGAUGAGUUCACAUGUGUUCCAGGGAAAGAACAUAACAAAACUGUUACCAUCUACUUGACUAUAAAAACAAACACUUUGAAUGGAACUAUUCUCUACAGUAGUGAGAAAAAUACCGGACAACAGUUUCUUCAUUUAUUUCUCAUGGAUGGAAGGCCCACAGUUAAAUAUGGAUGUGGAAGUUCUCACAAUAUCUUGACUCUUUCUGCUAACUAUAGCAUUAACACAAAUGCAUUCAUCCCUAUCACAAUACGCUACACAAUCCCUGUGGGCAGCUCUCAGAGUGUGUGUAUGAUUGAAGUGACUGCAGAUGGAAAACCUCCAAUACUGAAGAAAGACACAGAGAUAUCCCAUGUGUCUCAGGUGCAUUUUGAAUCAAUGUACCUUGGCCAUAUCCCAGAAGAUGUUAAGAUCCAUAAGAAUGCAGGUCACAUUUAUGGGUUCAAUGGCUGCAUUCAAGAGCUUCAAGUAAACAACAAAGAAUUCUUCAUCAUUGAUGAAGCACUACGUGGAAAGAACAUCGAGAACUGCCAUGUCCCAUGGUGUGCUCGUCAUCUAUGCCACAACAAUGGCACCUGCAUCAGUGACAGUGAAAACUGGUUUUGUGAGUGUCCAAGGCUGUACUCAGGCAGGAUGUGCCAGUUUGCAACCUGUGAAAACAGUCCAUGUGGAAACGGUGCUACCUGUGUUCCUAAAUCCAGGAUAGAUUCCCUCUGCCUCUGCCCUUAUGGGAGGUCUGGGCUCCUCUGCACGGAAGCUGUUAAUAUUACUCAGCCCAGGUUCAGUGGCACAGAUGCCUUUGGAUACACUUCAUUCCUGGCUUAUUCACGGAUCCCAGACAUCGGCUUCGAUUAUGAAUUCCACUUGAAGUUUCAGCUGGCAAAUAAUCACUCAGCACUGCAAAAUAACUUAAUAUUUUUCACUGGACAGAAGGGCCAUGGGUUGGACAGCGAUGACUUCCUGGCCGUGGGUCUGCGUGAGGGCAGUGUGGUUUACACCUACAACCUGGGAGCGGGCACAGCAAGUAUCAGCAGUGAUCCCCUCGAUCUGAGCCUUGGCAUCCACACAGUCCGUCUGGGGAGGUUCUUCCAGAUGGGCUGGCUGAAGGUAGAUGAUCAUAAAAAUAAGUCCAUCGUCUCCCCAGGAAGACUGGUUGGUCUCAAUGUCAUCAGUCAGUUUUAUGUAGGUGGCUACAGUGAAUACAUACCAGAUCUCUUACCCCAUGGAGCCGAUUUUAAAAAUGGCUUUCAAGGUUGCAUUUUCGCUAUUCAAGUUCGCACUGAGAAGAAUGGCCACUUCAGAAGCCUGGGAAAUCCUGAGGGCCACCCAGACGCUGGGCGCAGCAUUAGCCAGUGUGAUGUUUCUCCUUGCAGUUUAAUGAAAUGCAGCAAUGGUGGGACAUGUGUGGAGAGUGCAUCCACUGUCCACUGUGACUGCCUCCCUGGGUGGAAAGGAGAUCUCUGCAUGGAGACAGUUUCCACCUGUGACCCUGAACAUGACCCUCCACACCACUGUAGCAAAGGAGCAACUUGUGUUUCAUUGCCUCAUGGGUAUACCUGUUCCUGUCCUCUGGGAACCACUGGAAUCCACUGUGAACAAGCUUUAUCUAUAAGUGAUCCAUCUUUCAGAAGCCAUGAAUUAUCCUGGAUGUCUUUUGCUUCCUUCCGUAUUCAGAAAAAGACACAUAUUCAGUUGCAGUUUCAGCCUCUUUCUGCAGAUGGCAUCUUAUUUUAUGUUGCACAGCACUUAAAAGCACAAUCAGGUGAUUUUUUAUGUAUCUCCUUAGUAAAUGGUUCUGUUCAACUUCGCUACAACCUUGGUGACAGAACUAUCAUUCUAGAAACUCUCCAAAAAGUGACUACUAAUGGAAGUAUUUGGCAUGUGAUUAAAGCAGGAAGAGUUGGUGCGGAAGGCUACCUGGAUCUGGAUGGGAUAAAUGUAACAGAAAAAGCCAAUGCAAAAAUGAGCUCCCUGGACACAAAUACUGACUUCUAUGUUGGAGGAAUGCCAUCUUUAAAUCUUGUAAAUCCUAUGUCAAUAGCAAAUGAACCUGCAGGUUUUCAGGGCUGUGUCCGAGAAGUUAUUAUAAAUAAUCAAGAGUUAAAAUUAACUGAAUUAGGAGCAAAAAGUGGAGCAAAUGUAGGUGACUGUGAUGGGACCCCCUGUGGGUACAAGGUGUGCAGAAAUAGGGGUGAAUGUAUAGUAAAUGGCACAACUUUUUCUUGCAAAUGUUUGCCACAUUGGACUGGAAAUACAUGUAACCAGUCUGUGCACUGUUCAAAUAAUCUUUGUCUCCACCAAUCUCUAUGUAUACCCGACCAAUCAUUUUCUUACAAUUGUUUCUGUGCUUUGGGUUGGGUGGGAAAGUAUUGUGAAAACAAAACUUCAUUUUCAACUGCAAAAUUUAUGGGUAAUUCUUAUAUUAAAUACAUUGAUCCAGAUUACAGAAUGAGAAACCUUCAGUUCACUACUAUAUCCUUAAAUUUCAGUACUACUGAAACAGAAGGCUUAAUUGUAUGGAUAGGAAAAGCUCAAAAGGAAGAAAAUGAUUUUCUGGCAAUUGGUCUCCAUAAUCAGUCCUUGAAAAUAGCAGUUAACUUAGGAAAAAGCGUAUCUGUGCCUAUGAUCUAUAGCAAUGGCACAUUCUUUUGUAAUAAAUGGCACCAUGUAAGUGUAAUUCAAAAUCAGACUGUUAUUAAGGCCUACCUAGAUAACAACCUAAUUCUCUCAGAGGAUAUUGAUCCACACAAAAAAUUUGUUGAUUUAAACUAUGAUGGCAUUAGUUAUCUAGGGGGCUUUGAAUAUGGCCGAAAGGUAAAUACUGUUACUCAAGAGAUUUUUAAAAGAGAUUUUGUUGGCAAAAUUAAAGAUGUAUUUUUUCAGGACUCAAAAAAAAUUGAGUUAAUUAAAUCAGAAGGAUAUAAUGUUUUUAAUGGAGAUGAACAAAAUUAAUGACAUAAAUACUGGUAAUUUUGAUAUACAAAAUAUAUAUGUAAAUGUAUUUUGAUAGCUAUUUGUGGCACACUGUUUACUAGAAAUCAGCUAUUUACUAUUAACUGAAAUAGUCUAAAUGCUAACAUACCUUAUUUAUAAGCUUAUAAAAUAUAGCUAAAGAAAUGAUUUUGGUUGGUUUUCCUACAUCCAAUAUCUAUAAACAUGAUGAUUCGAAAGUUUUCACUCCAUUAGUUCAUGUAGUGUUUAUUCAUCUGUGAAUUGGUUUUAAAUGAUACAAAGAAAAAUAAAAUAAAAAGCAAAUUAUUAACCAAAGGAAAAAUAAAAAUUAUAUAAGAAAAAAACUACACAAUCAUAUUCUGUUGUAUGGCUCAGCUAUGAAUAUUUAUAUGAUUGCAAUAAUAUGAAAUUUAAAUAUGGACUAAAACCAAAGUUAUUGCAUGAAUGUGGGAAGAUGGAAGGUGGAGGAAAGGAGUUGGCUGGUGAGGGUUAAACAUUUAAAUCCCAUAGUAAGACAUUAAUACCACAAUUGUUGCAAACUUUUUUAAAGCAUACAUGUCACAAAUAUGAAGACACAUAUCCUAAGAAAUAUCUAAAAGAACUGAAAAUAGUAACCUCUGGAGAGGAGUAGUGCAAACAUUGCGGGGUUUUGUUUACAAACCUUAUAAAAUUACUUGACUUUUUAAGCCAUGUACUUACAUAACUGAUCAAAUUUAAAAAUUAAACUUCAUCUACACCUAUUUUCAAGUCUACAGAUCUCAAAACUGGGCAUUAAAUAGGUUCUGAAUAAUGCCAUUGAAAAAUUAUUGUACUGAUUGUAUCUAUGCCAUCAAAAAUAGUAACCUGAGAAAAUUCCUUUUACCCAAUCACUAGUUAUUGAUAUAAUUGUAGACAGCAUUUUCUCUCCCCACCCCACCACUGCAUAUUGGGAAGUAGUUAUUGCUGCUGUUAUUUAGCAUUUUUAGAGUGUGGUAUUUAUGACAAUUUGGCCACCAAGAAAGCAAAUGACGACACGACUGACACAAUACACUAAUAGGUAUGACUAUACCUGGAGAGAAAAAAUAUUACCUUGGUAAUAAGCAACAUGUGAAGUUUGAAAGGAAAGAUAUAUUAAUUAUUAAAUGGAGAAAAUGGUUUACAAAUAAAGGGGCAGGUGCAUGGUUAGCUGCUCAUUGCUAUUAAGCAAACUCUGCCAGUACAGAUUCCAGUCUAUACAAAGAAACUAAGCAUUUUAUCAUUUGAAGAAUUAAAAACAAUUUUUUUGCAGGGGGGCACUUGUUUUUGCCACACCAUUGCAAUCAGAAGGCUACAGAUACUAUUGGAGGACCCCAGAACUAAAGUUAAGAACUUUGGCACCAUUCAAUGGCACACAACAUACCCCCAGGUAUAUGAACAUUAGAAAAGGUGUAUGAGCAAAGUAUAAUGUAAGGGAGAACUACAGAAUGUCUAUAUACUGAUUCCAAGGCUGUGUGUGUGUGUGUGUGUGUUGUUCUGUUUUUUAACAGAAACCAUGUAAGAAAACUCCAUCCAACAAUAUUGGCUGAAAAACUGUGACCUAAAUUUGUUUGGGCCCAUACCAUUUCAUCUAACUUUGGUGAUAUUAAGAUAAUAACUGAUCUUUAAAAAAUUCAUUUUGAUGGCUGAUAAUUAGAUCUCACUUUAAAGACAUACAUUUUAUGUAUAAAGCUAAUAAAGCUGUUCUCAAAGGUUACCAAAGUUCCAAUGAACCACACCCCCAUGAUAGGCUACAUGUUCUCUCAUGAUACAAAGUGCCUAUCAUUAAAGCAGCACUUCCUUAAGUAUAAAACAAGGAACUCUGAGAGCCCCUAAGUCUUCUGGGGAUCCACAGAGUACUUCCUUUCUCAAUGACAAUUCCAUGUGAAGCCAGGUUUUCUUCAUAUAUUUCAAAUGAGAUGACAUAUUGCAAAACACUGAAUGCAGAGGCAGUUAAGAGAAUCCAGAGAUGUGCAAAAAUGAAAACCAUGACAUUCUUACCAAAUUUAGUGUAAGUUAUUUUUCACACAAAUUUACAUUAACAUAAGGAUCAGUGUUAAAUAAGUUAACAAUUAUUUGUAAAUUGUAACAUCUUAAUUUCUAAUAUGCUAAAUGAUACAACCCAUUUUUUGGGUUCUCAAUAACUUUUUAAAGAGUAAAAAGAUCCUGAAACCAAAAAGUUUGAGAAUUACUGUUAAAGUUGCUUCUCACAGCUGCAGUUUCACAUGAAGAUGUGAUCACUUGUCUUCUGCACUACACUGCAAGCCCCAAGACUGGAGGCGAAUUGUACCAUUCAAUUCCAAGAAUCAAGCACCAAAUAGAAUAGGCACCAAAUAAGUAAGAAUUUAAAACUGCUAUCUACCAAUUUCCUAUAAAUCAAAAUGACUCAA
Molecule: messenger RNA, 10487 nt
Organism: Acinonyx jubatus (cheetah)
Lineage: Eukaryota; Metazoa; Chordata; Mammalia; Carnivora; Felidae
Gene: EYS
Product: eyes shut homolog
Exons: 41
Coding region: 154-8103 (2649 amino acids)
Biological process (GO): establishment or maintenance of epithelial cell apical/basal polarity; heterophilic cell-cell adhesion
Cellular component (GO): protein-containing complex; plasma membrane
Molecular function (GO): calcium ion binding
Source: RefSeq, a predicted model, not a curated record